Molecule: messenger RNA, 702 nt
Organism: Triticum aestivum (bread wheat)
Lineage: Eukaryota; Viridiplantae; Streptophyta; Magnoliopsida; Poales; Poaceae
Product: protein TIFY 11e
Exons: 1
Coding region: 105-533 (142 amino acids)
Biological process (GO): regulation of defense response; response to wounding; regulation of jasmonic acid mediated signaling pathway
Cellular component (GO): nucleus
Source: RefSeq, a predicted model, not a curated record
UCUCUAGUCCAUCAAUCUCCUUCCUCCAACCAACACAACACCCGAUCAACUAGUAGAGGCACAGCAGACAGAGGGUUACGAGAGCGUACGGUGUCAGGUCAAGAAUGGCGGCGUCAGGGAGCGCUCAGAGCCGACGGUUCGCCGUAGCGUGCGGCGUCCUCAGCCGCGGCAUCAAGGCGGCGGACGCGCGGCCGGCGGCCACGGUGGUCCUCCCCCUCAUGCCCGGAGCCGAAGUGCCCGCGCAAGAUGAGCAUGCGGCGGGUCCUGCGCCGGCGAGCGCGCAGAUGACCAUCUUGUACGGCGGGCAGGUGCUGGUGCUGGACGAGGUCCCGGUUGACAGGGCGGCCGAGCUGCUCCGUGUCGCUGCCGCAGCAGGCACCACGCGAGGGAACGGCGACCUGCCCAUGGCGAGGAAGGCGUCGCUGCAGCGGUUCAUGGAGAAGCGCAAGGGAAGGGUCGCCGCGCGCGCCGUCCCCUACAGCCGGCCCGACGGCGACACGGCCUCCUGUAAUCGUCUCACGCUUACGCUCUGAUUCGUGUUCAUGAUGCGUAGUAGAGUAGCCCGAGUAAUUUACGGUCCAAGCAAAUGUGUGGCUGCUGUUGGAGUCCAAAUUGUUGAUCUGAACUAUUAUGAUCAGUAACUAUACAUGUUGUUGUACUGAUGAUGAUCAUGGCGAAUUGGCGAGGUUGUUGUUGUACUGA